Messenger RNA from Penicillium robsamsonii, 951 nucleotides. RefSeq names its product DUF1183 domain protein. Bases 1 to 951 code for a protein of 316 amino acids. Gene Ontology annotation, biological process: regulation of store-operated calcium entry. The record is from RefSeq and is a predicted model, not a curated record. NCBI's taxonomy places the organism in Eukaryota, Fungi, Ascomycota, Eurotiomycetes, Eurotiales, Aspergillaceae. Gene Ontology annotation, cellular component: endoplasmic reticulum membrane. The transcript has a single exon.
AUGCACAGUCUCACCAACCUGGCACUCACAGCCUUACUCCUCAUCUCACCAGCAACAUGCGUCUCAAACCCCAAACCACCCGGCAAAGACGCUAUCCUACUAUCAAAUGUGCAAACCCUAACACUCCGCGCGCACCGCAUGACAAGCUCACGCCGCAUCUCACCAAUCCCCCAACUCAGCUGCGCAGGCCCAUCAAAACAAAUAUGCAACCUCUACCAACCAGAAGUAAUGCGCUGCACAAACCAAGGCUAUGACUACGACGCCGAAGACGUGCAGUGGACCUGCACCGCAGACAUGCCGGCGGAGUUCAAGCUCGGCGCAACAGAUGUUAUCUGCGAGGGGUACCGGAAUGCCGAUGAUAAGUGGGUGCUGAAAGGGAGUUGUGGGGUUGAGUACCGGCUUCUUUUGACCGAGGCUGGGGAGAAGAGGUUUGGGAAGAAAGGCGGGGACACGGAGUGGGAUUGGGCUAGGACGGGCCGGUCCGGGACUGGGGUUCAGAAGAUGAUGGCGGUGCUUGGGGAUUUGAUCUUCUUUGGGUUCAUCUCUGCUGUUUUCGUUAUGAUCUUCUGGCCUAUGCUGGCGCAAUGUUUCGGGUGGGGGAAUCGGCGAGCCAGGCGUCCGGGCUCGGCCCCAGGGUGGGGUGGGUUCUGGGGAGGAGGUGGUGGUGGAGGUGGAGGUGGUGGAGAUGAUCCUCCACCUCCAUACAGCAGUUUUGAUCCCUUUAAAUCUACUGGUCGGCAGCAGGGUUGGACGCCAGGUUUCUGGGCUGGUGCGCUAGGCGGUGGUGCCGCUGGUUACCAGAUGGGGAGACGUUCUGGUAAUGCAUCGCGCGGCGGAAUGCCAAUGGGCAGGUCUGGUGGAUAUGACCCAGGUGAAGGCAGCUCGCGUUCGUCGCCACAGUUUUCAUCUACGACUGCUAGUACUGGGUUCGGGUCGACUAGGCGUAGGUGA